AUGGCAUCAAUUGCUUACACAAUCAUUCGCGAAAUGAAUCGUUUGGGUAUGAUAGUUGAUUUAUCGCAUGUAUCAACAGGUACAAUGCGUGAUGCUUUAUCUACAACUGAAGCACCUGUGAUAUUUUCUCACUCAUCGGCAUAUGAAUUAUGUAAUUCAAGUCGUAAUGUUAAAGAUGAUGUUUUGCUAUCAUUAGCUAAAAAUGGUGGAAUAGUUAUGGUUAAUUUUUAUUCAAAAUUUUUAUCAUGUAAUGAAAAUUCAACUGUACAUGAUGCUGUCGCUCAUAUAAAUCAUAUUAGAAGAGUUGCUGGUAUAGACCAUGUUGGUUUAGGAGCUGGAUUUGAUGGCAUCAAUUUUACACCAAAAGGUUUGGAAGAUGUCUCAACUUAUCCAACAUUAUUUGCUGAACUACUUGGUGAAGGUUGGUCAGUAGAAGAACUGAAAAAAUUAGCUGGUGAAAACUUUUUACGUGUAAUGCGUGAAGUCGAAAAAAUUCGAGAUGAAAAGAAACGUGCUGGUGUUAGACCAUAUGAAGAUCAUCCAAAUUUCCGAACCGAAGAUCCAUACAAUUGUACGUCAAGUUAAUUGAUACUUUCACGAUUAUUAACAAUUAUCGUUUAAACGGAAAUAUAUACUCGUACAUACAAUGUAAAUGGCGGAAUAGUUUUCAAAAAAAAAUAAAAAAAAUGAUGAAUAAAUUUAUAUUAAAAAAAUUUAUCAAGAACAAUAUACAUAAUACAUAUUUAAAAUAGAUAAGAAAAAUUUUGAUUUUUUAUAAUGUUAAUCAAUUACAAAAUAAAAUUUCAAGCAAAAAAAAAAAAUAAUUUAAUCUCGGUUGACGUAAACAAAAAAAAUAAAAUUGCCGGUAAAUUUUUUUUUUAAAAUAGACUUAAUAGAAAAUAUUUAUUUGUAUUUGGAGAAGAAAAUGUAAAAACAAAAAUAAAAAGCGGCAAAAAAAAUUAAAAACUCGAAAUGUUAAAAAAUUCAAUUGUAUAGCAAAAAUUACUUUUAAUUCUAAUUUUUUAUUCUAGUGCUUGUAAAUGAAAAACUUAAUGUUGUUCAAUGGCAAAAUAAUCAAUUUAUACAUUUACAUGUAAUGUAGGUAUCCUUUU
Messenger RNA from Condylostylus longicornis, 1112 nucleotides. RefSeq lists its product as uncharacterized. The transcript has 4 exons. The record is from RefSeq and is a predicted model, not a curated record. Gene Ontology annotation, biological process: proteolysis. NCBI's taxonomy places the organism in Eukaryota, Metazoa, Arthropoda, Insecta, Diptera, Dolichopodidae. Bases 1 to 585 code for a protein of 194 amino acids. Gene Ontology annotation, molecular function: metallodipeptidase activity.